UUCAUGUGAAACUUUAUACUUGAUUUCUAAGCAUAUAGCAUGUAAAUUUUUAUUUUUAUAUAGCUAAUCAAAAGUUUUUACACUUUUCACUCCUCACGUGGUAAGGUUAUAAUCUCUAUGAGUUUGUUUGCAUAGAAACCAGAUAAAAGAUUAUUAAGAUGUCAGUCCCAACAACAAAAGUUCACGAAGUUAGAGAAAUUACAAGGAUUGAGCGUAUUGGAGCACAUUCUCAUAUUCGUGGUCUUGGAUUAGAUGAUAGUCUUGAAGCUCGGAAUGUCUCCCAAGGGAUGGUUGGUCAAUGUCAAGCUAGGCGAGCAACUGGUGUGAUUUUAGAAAUGAUCAAAGAAGGUAAAAUAGCAGGUCGUGCUAUAUUAUUAGCAGGUCAACCAGGAACCGGUAAGACUGCUAUAGCACUUGGAUUAGCUCAAUCUUUAGGAUCAGAUACACCUUUUACCCUUAUGGCUGGUUCUGAAAUUUUCUCCUUGGAGAUGAGUAAAACAGAAGCUUUAACGCAAGCUAUAAGGAAGUCCAUAGGUAUUAGAAUCAAGGAGGAAAGUGAAAUUAUAGAGGGUGAAGUUGUAGAAAUCCAAAUAGAUAGGCCAGUUGCUGGAGUUGGUGCAAAAGUUGGAAAAUUGACACUGAAGACUACUGAAAUGGAAACAAUAUAUGACUUGGGCAACAAAAUGAUUGAUUGUCUUAUGAAAGAGAAAGUCCAAGCUGGCGAUGUCAUUACAAUAGACAAAGCUACAGGCAAAAUUAGCAAGCUUGGACGAUCAUUCACAAGGGCAAGAGACUAUGAUGCUACUGGACCACAAACACGAUUUGUUCAGUGUCCUGAAGGAGAACUGCAAAAGAGAAAGGAAGUUGUCCAUACUGUAACAAUGCAUGAAAUUGAUGUUAUAAACAGCAGGACACAUGGUUUUCUAGCUUUGUUUUCUGGAGACACAGGAGAAAUCAAACCUGAAGUGAGAGAGCAAAUUAAUCAGAAAGUUGCUGAAUGGAGAGAGGAAGGCAAAGCUGAAAUUGUACCUGGAGUGUUAUUUAUUGAUGAAGUACAUAUGCUAGACAUUGAAUGUUUUUCAUUUCUGAAUCGAGCUUUGGAAAAUGAAAUGGCGCCUGUUGUAAUCAUGGCAACAAAUCGUGGUAUUACAACAAUUAGAGGCACUAAUUACAAGAGUCCACAUGGAAUUCCAAUUGACUUGCUGGAUCGUAUGAUCAUUGUUCCAACUAUUCCAUAUGAAGAGGAAGAACUUAAGGAAAUUUUAAAGAUUAGAUGUGAAGAAGAGGAUUGUGAGAUUUCUAACGAUGCAUUGACGAUACUCAAACGCAUUGCCAAAGAAACUUCUUUGAGAUACGCCAUUCAAUUGAUUACCACGUCUUCACUCGUUUGUCGUAAAAAUAAGAAUACCGAAGUGACUGUCGAUGACGUUAAGAGAGUAUAUAGUUUGUUUAUGGAUGAAAAUCGAUCUUCCCAAUUCCUCAAAGAAUACCAAGAUGUUUUCAUGUUUUAUGAAGAAGAGAACCAAGAGAAACAACCAGAACAAGUGCAGCCACAACAACAGCAACCUAUGGAACUUUCAUAAUUGAACCUCAUUGUAUAAAUUCAAUUCAUCUCCAUUGAUACAACAACAAAUAACUUUAAACAUAACUUUUAAUAGAACUUAAGAGUGUAAUUUAAGAGUAAAAUAAAUUUUCAUUUUUUAAAUUGAA
This is a messenger RNA of Phymastichus coffea, 1710 nucleotides long. It is a transcript of the gene rept, whose product is annotated as ruvB-like 2. Gene Ontology annotation, cellular component: Ino80 complex; R2TP complex; Swr1 complex. The transcript has 2 exons. The coding region runs from base 159 to 1583 and encodes 474 amino acids. The record is from RefSeq and is a predicted model, not a curated record. Gene Ontology annotation, molecular function: ATP hydrolysis activity; DNA helicase activity; ATP binding. NCBI's taxonomy places the organism in Eukaryota, Metazoa, Arthropoda, Insecta, Hymenoptera, Eulophidae. Gene Ontology annotation, biological process: regulation of transcription by RNA polymerase II; box C/D snoRNP assembly; chromatin remodeling.